GGAGGAGGUAGAAGGAUGAUCGUCGGCGACUCCGUGGCCACUGUGGCUCAAGAGCCCCGCGCACCUGCGGCCAGCCCGCGCGGCACCGGUCCCGACGCCCAGCCUGGAGGCGAGGCAGGAAUGCCGAAGGCCGACGCGAGGAAGAACCGGGUGCCGAAGUCCGCCGCGGACAGGCAUGUGGCUCCCAGGGUCGGCGAGGAGGUGGACUACUUCAGCAGGACGUACAAGUGCUGGUCGCCCACUCACAUCACGCACGUGGACAUGGAGAGGGGCGAGAUCACCCUGCACGCGAGGAGCUCGCCCCUGAAGAGGGAGGAGUUUGAGAAGAGGGUCCGGGCGAGGUUGACGCCCGGGAAGGUCCAGCUGGAGUGGAUCCGCAGCACCAUGGAGGGCAAGGUGGAGAAGGAGGCGCACCAGCUCUUCGAGAGCUUCUCGGACCUCGUGGUGGAGUUCGACGACCAGCACGGCGAGGUGACCUGCCUGGACGCGCUGUCGCUGGCAGCGAUGCUCGACGUGGGCAGGGCCCUGGACGACCGCCUCGGCGCCUCCGGCAACGCCUACGAGCUGAAGCGGAGGGCGACGCAGGAGAUGCGGCGGCGCGGCGUGGAGCUCCCGGCCGGCUGGCAGGAGAAGCGGUCCUCCAAGGGGUCCGUGUACUACUGCAGGACCGAUGGCACCGACUCUCAGUUGGACUGGCCGUCGCCGGACCUGGCACUGCCGCAGGGCAUCUUCAACGAGGUCUUCUGGGAGGCGCUGCAGAGCGUCUACCAGCGGUACUCGGAGGCGCUGUCGCCGCCCAAGCCGUCCGAGAUAGGCGCGGACGACUACGAGCUCGGGAAGCAGCUCGGCGAGGGAACUUUUGGGCGGGUCUACCUGGCGCGCCACAAGGAGACCGGCCUGCAGCGGGCGAUCAAGACGAUCGACCGGAGCGGCGUCCAGGACGACGCGAGCAAGGAGAUAGAGCGCAUGAGCCAGAUGGAUCACCCCAACAUCGUGCGGCUCUAUGGGCACUGGAAGGACGACGACGCGUGGCACCUGGUCAUGGACUUCUGCGCGGGGGGCGACCUCUCGCGCAUGGUCUCCGCGCACCGGAGGGAGAUGGAGCCCAUCCACGGAGAGCACGUGAAGGACAUCAUGCGGCAGAUCCUCCGGGCGGUGACCCACAUGCACGGCCACGGCAUCAUGCACCUCGACCUGAAGCCCGGCAACGUCGUCCUCAUGCCGGACAGGGGCACGCUCCCGCCCGCCGGCGGCCCGGACAGGGCGAAGCACUGGUCGCAGCCGCUGCUCACGGAGGCCGCCAGGCCCCCGCACGUCAUGCUCAUCGACUUCGGGCUCUCGCGGCUCUUCGGGCCCUGGUCCCGCUACGGCCCGCGGGCCGGCACGGUGCUGACGAUGGCCCCCGAGGUCUGGGAGGGCAUCGUGACGCCGCCGGCGGACGUGUUCAGCUGCGGCUGCAUCCUCUACAACCUGAUGUCGUUCAAGUAUCCCUACAACGUGAGCGGCGACACGACCACCGCCGCGCUCGACUUCUGGGCCAGGCCGCCGCAGCCUCAGCCGCUCCCCGACAGGAUGCCGCACGGCGAGCUCGGCCAGCAGCUCUGCAGGUCCAUGCUGGCCGUGUGCCGGCAAGACCGCCCCGCCGCCUCCCAGUGCCUCGAGCACGGCUACCUGAGCCAGCCGCAGGACGACCUCAGCGAUGGCGAUGGCGGCCGCAGCCCGGGGGCCGACGGCGGCGUCGUGAUCGACCCGAAAGUGGCCUCGAGGAUGAAGAAGGUGGCCAGCAAGGACCCGCUGUACAGAAGCCUCGCCCUGCGCUUUGCAAGCGAGUGGUCUGCGAACCGGCUGGGCUCCAUCAAGAGUGCGUUCGAGAAGUUCGACAAGAACAACUCUGGCCGACUGGCCGUCUCGCAGGUGGAGAAAGUCCUGCUACAGCUCAAGUUCGACCCUGUUGAUGCUAAGAGGUCAGCGGCUGCCAUGGACUAUAAGAAAAAUGGUGUCGUGGAGUGGACGGAGUUUGUUGCCAGCUGCCUUCACUUAGGCAGUUGCAGCAUGGAUCAGGAUCUGGAGCGGAUGUUCAAGAGGGCCGACAAAGAUGGCGACGGCAGACUGGGCAAGAGGGACCUGGAGCAGAUGUUCGCCUCCGACUACCUGCGGGAGCAGCCCGUGGAAGGGGGCGUCGCGGAGAAGCUGCUGAACGGCAGGGACGGGGUGACCUUCCCCGAGUUCCGCAAGCACUUCAUCACCGCCAACCUGGACGGCGACCCCGACGACGCGGGCUCGGACGCCCGGGGGCCCCGGGAGCCCGUCGCCGCGGGGCGGAGGCGCUCGGGGGUGCGCACGCGGCGGAAGUCGUGCGAGGGCGCGUGCGGCCCUUGAGGCCGUGGGGGUCCUGGCUGCUGCGGGGCGGAGGGGGGGGGCAGAGGAGGGUUUGUCCACCGCCGAGAGGAGGUAGCGCAGGGUGGCAUGGCUACGCAGAGCUCCGUCAGUGUGGUGCCGUAGCUGCAUCUCAUGGAUGGCUGCGCGGCGCUCGCCAGCAUGAUCGCCCCUUUUUUAGUGGACCUCAGCGGAACCCACUGUGGCUCGCUGACUCGUGAAUCGCGCUCCUCUCUCUGCCGAUUGCAAAGCAGAGGGGAUGCCUGCGACAGGCCGUUACAUACCCAGAGUCUCUCUUGCUCUGGGUGGUUUGCUCCCACUCCUCCCUCUGCUUCGCCCUCCCCCUCUUCCCCUCCUCUGCCUCUUCUGCUUCCGGGGCGAGCCCGCGGGACGCCUGCGCCGAGCAGCGCAGCUCCUUCUUUCCCGCCCGCGGCCCCGCGACAGCCGUGCCAGCAGGAUCGUUCAUUCACAUCGUUUGCGUCUGGGUGGGGCGGGGG
This is a messenger RNA of Prorocentrum cordatum, 2873 nucleotides long. Lineage: Eukaryota; Dinophyceae; Prorocentrales; Prorocentraceae. The record is from the annotation of a GenBank genome assembly.